Messenger RNA from Anastrepha obliqua, 1323 nucleotides. RefSeq names its product zinc finger protein 862-like. The transcript is spliced from 3 exons. Bases 1 to 1323 code for a protein of 440 amino acids. The record is from RefSeq and is a predicted model, not a curated record. NCBI's taxonomy places the organism in Eukaryota, Metazoa, Arthropoda, Insecta, Diptera, Tephritidae.
AUGGUAGCAGAGCAAGGUUCGAGAAAACGCGGAAAAUCAGAUACUUCAAAAAGUCUAACCACACCCCCACGUUUCAAACGCUAUAAAGAACAAUAUCCAUGGCUUAUAAUCAAAAAUGAUAAAGGAUUUUGCACUGAUUGUACUGAUGCAUGCGAACGGAAAUUAGUCAUCAAUUUGCACUCGCGUGAAGUCCAAUCUAAGAAAGCCUGGGUUGACGACGGGUUUUCAAACUGGAAGCAUGGAGCAGAUCGACUAAAAAUUCAUUCAACAACUUGCCUACACCUCAAUUGCGUCGAAGCAUUAUUGAACGUUGCAAAAACUAACGUGGUUCAGCAAAUAUCGACAGCCCAUUUCAAGCAGAUGAUGGAUAAUCGUACAGCGUUAUUAAAAAUAUUCAGCACAUUGAAAGCACUGGCUAUACAAGGUUUGCCUAUAAGAGGAGACAACAAUGAUGAAAGAUCGAACUUCAUGACGUUCCUACAGGCCCGUGCAGAAGAUGUCGUGGAACUGAAAGCUUGGCUCCAAAGAGAUGGUCAUAAAUGGCUACACCACAGAAGUCAAAAUGAAAUCCUCGAACUAAUGGCCACCACAGUUUCAAUGGAAAUUAUAGAAGACAUAAGAAACGCCGAAUACUGCUCCAUUUUAUUGGAUGAAACCUCGGAUGUAUCCCGAAUCGAGCAAGUAUCUGUUUGUCUGAGAAUUGUUUCCGAAGAUUUGACAGCAAAAGAACACUUUAUUUCAUUUUUUUCGACUUCGGACACAAAGGCCAAAACAUUAUUCGAUCUUGUCGAAGAAAUCUUCCAAAAAUACAACUUGCCAUUGUCAAAAGUCAGGGGUCAGUGUUACGAUGGAGCUUCCAAUGUUUCUGGCAAUAUUUCGGGAUUGCAGACGCGAAUUCUUGAAAAAGAGUCUCGAGCAUUUGUCGACAAGGAAAUUAACAGUGCAAUGUCAACCAAGGCAUCUGGAUUCUACGAUUACAUGGAGUGUUUUGAUUGUACGUUUUAUUUGAACAUAUUAAUAGAAAUGUUUGAUCGCAUCGAAAUAUUGAACAAAGACCUGCAAAAGAUGAAUCUUUCCGUCAUCGAAUCAUACGAAAAAGUCGGAGCAGUGACUGACGUUUUAAACGCUUCUCGUGACUCCAAAUUUGAAGAAAUUUGGCAAAAAAGCGUCCAAGCAGCUGAGGAUCUCGAAAUUGACGAACCACGAAUUCCGCGUCAACGAAAAAUUCCGAAACGCCUCGAUACAGGUACAACCACAAACGUUCAAUUCAAGACUGCUAAAGCUUUUUCAGAAAGUCGUACAUCGAAAUUUAUGAUCAAUUAA